CCCUGAUUAUAGAAGGUCAUGAAGCUUCAGCUCGCGAGCCGUUAGCAUUUAGCUAGCUCAUCCAUCGACUCUACAUCUCCGCGAGCAGGUUCAUUCAUCCGCCAAAAAUGGAGUGGGCAAGUCAACUAUGUGAGAACCGAGGCUUGGGAUCCAAGAUGACAGACUCCAAAUAUUUCACCACUACCAAGAAAGGGGAGAUCUUUGAGUUGAAGGCAGAGCUCAAUAGUGAUAAGAAAGAGAAGAAAAAGGAGGCAGUGAAGAAGGUCAUUGCGUCUAUGACAGUGGGAAAAGAUGUCAGUGCUCUGUUUCCUGAUGUUGUCAACUGCAUGCAGACGGAUAAUCUGGAGCUGAAAAAGCUGGUUUAUCUGUAUUUGAUGAAUUAUGCCAAGAGCCAACCAGACAUGGCCAUUAUGGCAGUGAACACCUUUGUAAAGGACUGUGAGGACCCAAACCCUCUGAUCCGUGCGCUGGCUGUGCGCACCAUGGGCUGCAUCCGAGUGGACAAGAUCACGGAGUACCUGUGUGAACCUCUGAGGAAGUGUCUGAAAGAUGAAGACCCCUAUGUGAGGAAGACUGCUGCAGUUUGUGUUGCUAAGCUCCAUGACAUUAACGCUCAGCUGGUAGAAGACCAGGGCUUCCUGGACACCCUAAAAGACCUGAUCUCUGACUCAAACCCCAUGGUGGUAGCAAAUGCAGUUGCGGCUCUGUCCGAGAUAGCAGAAUCUCAUCCUAACAGCAACCUUCUGGACCUGAAUCCUCAGACCAUUAAUAAGCUUCUGACAGCCCUUAAUGAAUGCACUGAAUGGGGUCAGAUCUUCAUCCUCGACUGCCUGGCCAACUACACACCCCGUGACGACCGCGAGUCACAGAGUAUCUGUGAGCGUGUAACUCCACGGUUGUCCCACGCCAACUCUGCCGUGGUGCUGUCUGCCGUGAAGGUUCUGAUGAAGUUCAUGGAGAUGCUUCCUAAAGAUCUAGAUUAUUACGGCACCCUGCUAAAGAAACUUGCUCCUCCCUUGGUCACGCUCCUCUCAGCUGAACCUGAACUGCAGUAUGUUGCCCUAAGGAACAUCAACCUCAUCGUACAGAAACGGCCUGAAAUUCUAAAGCAUGAGAUGAAGGUAUUCUUUGUGAAAUAUAAUGAUCCGAUCUAUGUCAAGCUGGAGAAGCUGGAUAUCAUGAUCCGCCUUGCGUCUCAGGCCAACAUUGCUCAGGUGCUGGCUGAGCUGAAGGAAUACGCCACUGAAGUGGACGUAGACUUUGUGCGUAAAGCUGUACGAGCCAUUGGCCGCUGCGCUAUUAAAGUAGAGCAAUCAGCAGAGCGUUGUGUCAGCACGCUGCUUGACCUCAUUCAGACCAAGGUCAAUUAUGUGGUGCAGGAAGCUAUUGUGGUCAUCAAGGACAUCUUCCGAAAGUACCCCAACAAGUACGAGAGCGUGAUUGCCACCCUGUGUGAGAACCUCGACUCUCUGGAUGAGCCUGAGGCCCGGGCAGCAAUGAUCUGGAUUGUGGGAGAGUACGCAGAGAGGAUUGACAAUGCUGACGAGCUGCUGGAGAGCUUCCUGGAAGGCUUUCAUGAUGAGAGCACACAGGUGCAGUUGCAGUUGCUGACAGCUAUUGUGAAGUUGUUCUUGAAGAAACCCACCGAGACCCAGGAGCUGGUGCAACAAGUGCUCAGUCUCGCCACACAGGAUUCUGAUAACCCUGAUCUGCGCGACCGUGGCUACAUCUACUGGCGUCUGUUAUCUACAGACCCUGUGGCAGCUAAAGAGGUGGUGCUGGCUGAGAAGCCUCUGAUCUCAGAGGAGACAGACCUGAUUGAGCCCACCCUGCUGGAGGAGCUCAUCUGCCACAUUGGUACUCUGGCCUCAGUCUACCACAAACCCCCCAGUGCUUUUGUGGAGGGCAGCCGUGGCGUUCAGCAUAGGAGACUUCCUCCUCGUGUUGGCUCUGUUGAGAGUGCCGAGAGCCCUGAUGUUGGCCAGUCUGGACCUUCUGAAGCUCCAUCCGCUGUCAUUCCAUCACAGGGUGAUCUCCUGGGUGACCUGCUGAACCUGGAUCUGGCCCCGCCCACUGCCACUGUCCCUGCAGUGCAGCCCUCAAUGCAGAUGGGAGCCAUGGACCUACUGGGAGGAGGUCUGGAUAGUCUGAUGGGCGAUGAAUCAGAUACGCCGGGUGUUUCCCACAGGACAGAGGUGCAUUCUCCCCAGCCAUCUUCUGAUUAUAGUGAGAGAGAGCUGGGAGGAGACAUCGGCGGAAGUCCUUCGAUGGGUGCCGGUCUGGGGGUGGCCCCAACAGCCAUGCCUGCUGCUCUCGGUGGUGCUCCUGCUGUUGGAGGUGGAUUGGGUGACCUUUUUGACCUUGGUGGGGGUGUUGGCAUGCCAACAGGAUUCUACGUUGUUCCUAAAACUCUGUGGUUACCUGCAAUGAAGGCUAAAGGACUCGAGAUUUCUGGGACAUUUGCCCGACGUGGUGGGAUCAUUCAGAUGGAUAUGUCUCUCACCAACAAAGCCAUGAGCGUCAUGACUGACUUUGCCAUUCAGUUCAACAGGAACAGUUUUGGUCUGGCCCCUGCUGGCCCUCUGCAGGUUUUGACUCCUCUGAGCCCCAAUCAGACCAUUGAUGUCAGUCUGCCUCUCAGCACAAGCGGCCCCGUCAUGAAAAUGGAACCACUCAACAAUCUGCAGGUAGCUGUAAAGAAUAACAUUGACGUGUUCUACUUCAGCUGCCAAUUUCCCAUCAGCCUGCUCUUUGUAGAGGACGGAAAGAUGGAACGUCAGGUGUUCCUGGCCACCUGGAAGGAUAUUCCAAAUGACAAUGAGGCACAGUUCCAAAUCAAAGACAUCCAUCUCAACUCAGACGCGGCCAGCAACAAGCUGCAAGGCAGUAAUAUCUUCACCAUAGCCAAGAGAACAGUGGAGGGGCAGGACAUGCUUUACCAGUCCAUCAAACUCACCAAUAGCAUCUGGGUGCUGGCAGAAAUGCGUGUGCAGACUGGAAACCCCAACUACACGCUGUCGAUAAAGUGCAGAGCGCCAGAGGUCUGUCAGUUUGUGUACCAGUGCUAUGAGAUGGUGCUGAAGAACUGAAAUGGAGGGAACCAAGAGGAAACCGCAGGUCCUGGGCAUCGUUUGGGUGACUGAAAACUUGAUUGGACCGGUCAGAGAAAACAAAAACCCACUGUCUUGCAUUUCCCUCAGACUGUGCUUUUAGCAUUGACUGAAUCCCAAGGAAUUUUUCUUCAUUAUUUUGUCCAUUCCCAAGACCCUUCUUUGUCCCUCCUGUUUCCACCCUUUAGUCGUAAAAUCUCUCUCUAAAAUGUGACAAAACACAAAAUAUAAAAUAUCAUCUUUAUUCCACACAUACAUUAUGUGUAUUCUGGCUGCUUGUUUUUCCCCCUCAUGGAGGGCAGAGAUCGUGUGCAGAAGAUCUCAGAGUUUCCUGUAUUCGUCAUUCAUCCAAUGGUGGGAAGGGUAUGUUUACUACAGUUGAGAGAAACCUUUCAACACUGCUGUUUUUAAUUUAGUCUUCAUAAUCAGACGAUGGGCCACUUGGUUUGUGUGAGUCGUUGAGGUUCAAAUAUGGAUUUAUUUAUUUAAUUCUGUUUUAGUAACGCUCGUCUCCCAUAUUUCAUUAUUAAUUUCACACAAUUUAUUUUAAGGGAAUGCUGUGUUUAUCCAGAAGCACUACACAAAUGCUGAGUAAACUUUUUUUGGUCUCCAGAUUAUGUCUGUAUUUUGUGACCAAGAUCGUUUUAUUAAGUUGGGUUUAUUUUCUGUCUUUUGUGUUCUGUGUACCAGUUUGUGUGUGUGAUUUGGAGAUGCAACAUUCUGCAUGUUUUGUUCCCUCUUCUGCAAAUCUUCCCUGUCCUUCCUCAUUCCUGUGUUUGUGUCUGUGUACAUGCCCACAUAUUCGGAGACUUGUCAAUUCAGUGUGUGUGAGUUUUAUUCCAAGGAGGAUAAACUGCUGAAUCUGUGAGGAGACUUGACUCCAAAGAUCAUUCUGCAGAAAACGAUUAUUGUAUGAAUAUCUCAUAUCACACUGAACACAAUGCAUCUGGAGUCUCAUGCUUUGCAAAGCUACUUGUUCGUCAGACAUGUUUCUUCUCUCAUUCUUUAUGGGACUUGAAAGCUCUACACCCAUGUGAUGUUUCAUUUUGUUUUUAAAACCAUAUUGGCAAGGGUGAUCAGACCUCUCUCUCUCUCAAGCUUAAUGUAAAAUACAUACCACCACCAGAUGACUUAACACUGCUGAUCUGACACACGUAAUGCUGUGCGUGUACACUUUCCAAAUAAUAUUGAUUAUUGUUUUUCUUUUAAUUAUAGUUUUUGUUGAUUUCUUUAUGUAUGUUUUAUUCUGUUGGAUUUAGUCAUAGGGUGACUUCACGGAGAUUUCCAGCAAAGAAAUUUGCUUUAGUUUUUGUUUGAUUCUGUCAUAAAUGCAUCAUGUGUUAAGGAAAUUAAAAAGUAUAUAACCUAUUGAUUUAAAGUGUAAUUAUUCCAGCCUGGUUUUAAGGUAAAAAUAAAUAAAUGAAAUGUGAA
This is a messenger RNA of Pimephales promelas (fathead minnow), 4541 nucleotides long. NCBI's taxonomy places the organism in Eukaryota, Metazoa, Chordata, Actinopteri, Cypriniformes, Leuciscidae. The record is from RefSeq and is a predicted model, not a curated record.